Molecule: messenger RNA, 946 nt
Organism: Pelagomonas calceolata
Lineage: Eukaryota; Pelagophyceae; Pelagomonadales; Pelagomonadaceae
Source: the annotation of a GenBank genome assembly
AAAAGCGUCUCACAGCGCUGUGCAAAGGGCAGCCCCGCGACGCGCGGCGCGCGCCACCGAGGCCGCAACCAUGCCCCUGCUCGACGAGGAAGAGGCCGCAACCAUGCCCCGCGACGCGUCCGACGGGGAAGCGGCUGCCCCUGCUCCUGCAGAGGCCGACGCGGCGGCCGAGGCGGAGCGCGAGCGACGGGCAAAGGAAGAGGACGAGCGACGGGCCAAGGAAGAGGAGGAACGACGACGAGUAGAGAAGCAGCGCCUCCUGAAGGCACGAGCGGCCGAAAUCGUGCGCAAGGAACGCAUGUCGAAGGGUGAUGCCGCCGAAAGAUUUCGGGAGACGUGUCGCCGGUCGCAAGAAGACUUGAGGAGGAGUCGCCAUUCGUCGGUGGGUUCGCGGCCGACGACGGCGCCGAGCCAGGCGUCGUCAGAUCAUCAUUUGACGGACGUCGGGAACAAGCUUGGGAUCUCCCCGAGCGAAGUCCGAGAAAUGAGGGACGUCUUCGACUUGAUCGACAAGGAUGGGAGCGGAGAAAUCGACUUUGGGGAGAUGCAAUCUCUGAUGAGAUUAGUAGGUAUGGACUCUUCAGAUGAAACGGUCAAAGUUAUUAUGUCUGAAGUAGAUGCCGAUGGAAGCGGAGAAGUGGAUUUUGGGGAGUUUUGUCAAACUAUUUUGAGGCCUACCAUGUCGAAAUACACGGUGUAUGAGGUGCAGCAGGCCUUCGAGGAUCUGAGGCGAGGGCUUAGUCACAAUCAUUUAGAUGGGUCUUCUCGGAUCCAUCGGGAUACUCUAUCUUCAGCUCUGCGGAACUUCGGGCCCAAGCUUCCAAGGAGUGAGGCGGAUCAAGUAUGCGACGACCUCAACCCGGAGGCGAACGGAGACAUUGAUUAUGGGACCGUGCUGCGGAUGCUCGACCCGGGCCAUGUUUUGUAAUACUAUUCACAUUAUACA